CAUAUCCGACGUAUCACAAUAACCACCACCUAUCGCACUGAUGAAUAGUAGCACGGGCACUGUCGACUUCAAGGUCGGCGACGAGACAUACCAAACCUGGUACAACGUCGUCGGUGACCUCAAGUCGGGCAAACGGCCACUCGUCAUACUUCACGGAGGCCCCGGAAUGUCUCAUAUCUACAUGAUAUCCCACACCGAGAUCUAUUCGCUGUAUGACAUCCCAGUCAUCUUCUAUGAUCAACUCGGCAUCGGGAAAUCUACUCAUCUUCGUGACAAACCCACUGAAUUCUGGACCCCAGAACUAUUCAUGGAUGAACUCGACAACCUUCUCGUGCAGCUCGGUAUUGAAAGUGACUUUGACCUUUUGGGGCACUCAUGGGGAGGGAUGCUGGCUGCUGACUAUGUCGCCCAGCGUCAACCUCCCGGGCUUCAUCGUCUAGUCAUAUCCAGCUCUCCACCUUCAAUGCAGUUGUGGGAAGAGAGUUUGCUGGGAUAUCUUGAAGCUUUUCCGGCAGAGUUCAAGGAGAUGGUGUUGAAACACGAGAGAGAGGGCACCGUCUCAUCGACGGAGUAUAAAACAGCCAUUCAAGUUUUUAUGAGCAAGCACACAUGCCAAGCAAUACCCUGGCCCGAAGAGCUGGUUGCUGGGUUUGCUUCUGUGGAAGAAGACCCAACCGUGUCAAAUGCCAUGGCAGGGCCCGCAAUUUUCCACUUGACUGGUUCGUUGAGAACUUGGUCAGUGAUCGACCGCCUUCAUCGUAUUUCAUGCCCUACGCUCGUCACGAAUGGGCCCGAAGAGGGAGCUCAGGACUAUGUGAUCGCUCCUUUCAUCGAGAAAAUACCCAAAGUUAAAUGGGUCAGGUUUGCGAAGAGUCACACUCCGUUCUUUGAGGAUAGGGACGACUACUUCAAGGCUAUCGGUGAUUUCUUGAGGGUAGACUGACAGUGUUGGUUUCGGUCUUCAGAAGUUUCUACUACUUGUCUCGGGGUAUGUUUAUGACGAACGCGUACGAGAAUGUGCUUUGAUGUUGCCCGCUGAUUGAUGAUAAGACCAUGAUACGGGAAGAGUGUUUCGUUUGCGCACCUCAUUCGUAGUGUACAUCGUUGACUAAGUCCCUGCCACAUCAUGGUUCAUUGACAUUUCCUUUCGCGAAGGAGCUUGGUCCAAUGCUGAAGCGCUGAUGGAACAGUCGUCGGCAAGAUGUCGACAACUAAUUGCAUGGAAGUCACUUUACGUCAACAUCGACAGUAAAGAACGCUUGUCAAUAACGAUGUCGACAUGACUUGCGAGUGUCAACCGUUGUGGCGCCCGAUACUACCUAUAUCGGUUGCUAAUCAAUGGCUUUAUGCCAGUCGUGAAGUCUGCGGGUUUUAAUAAGGGGGUGAAUCGAAGAGAAGCCUUACAU
This is a messenger RNA of Suillus bovinus, 1406 nucleotides long. RefSeq names its product proline-specific peptidase. NCBI's taxonomy places the organism in Eukaryota, Fungi, Basidiomycota, Agaricomycetes, Boletales, Suillaceae. The record is from RefSeq and is a predicted model, not a curated record. Gene Ontology annotation, biological process: proteolysis. Bases 41 to 943 code for a protein of 300 amino acids. Gene Ontology annotation, molecular function: peptidase activity. The transcript is spliced from 2 exons.